GUAAAUUACAGGAUAACAAUUGAGUUGUUUUUUUCCUGGGCUAUCAAAGCUGUUUUUCUUGAAGUAAACACAUUUACAGUUUCACUUAUUUAUUUGGUUAUUGUUCUUUCGAGUCGUGUUUUAGAUUAAAUUAAAAAAGGAUUCAUGAUGGCUCUAAAGAUGCUCGUUGGUCAAAGUAAAAAUCAUGAACGAAGCAAUCAGACCUUGCAAGAAAAAAGGUGAAUGGAAGGUUCUAAUUGUUGAUCAAUUGGGGAUGAGGAUGAUCUCAGCUUGUUGUAAAAUGCAUGAGAUUGCCGCUGAAGGUAUAACGAUUGUGGAAGAUUUAGUCAAAAAAAGAGAACCUUUGCAUCAUAUGGAAGCUAUUUACCUGAUUACUCCUACCGACAAGUCAAUUCGACUUUUGAUGCAAGAUUUUUUAAGUGCAAGAUCAGCAAUCUACAAAGCAGCACACGUAUAUUUCACGGAAUCUUGUCCCGAUGAAUUAUUCAACGAGUUGUGCAAAUCGCCCGCUGCCAAAUACAUAAAAACGUUAAAAGAGAUAAACAUUGCCUUUUUACCCUAUGAAUCACAAGUAUUCUCUCUCGAUUGUCCAGAGGCAUUCCAAUAUUUCUACAACCCAGCAAAACAAUCAGGUCGUUCAGCUAAUUUGGAAAGAAUUGCUGAACAAAUAGCUACAAUUUGUGCUACCUUGGGUGAAUACCCAAGUGUUCGUUUCAGGUCAGAUUUUGAUCGCAAUGCUGAAUUGGCUCAGCUUUUGCAACAAAAAUUAGACGCCUACAAAGCAGAUGAUCCUUCAAUGGGCGAGGCUCCAGAAAAACACAGAUCUCAGCUGAUCAUUCUCGAUCGUGGCUUCGAUUGUGUUUCUCCUUUGCUUCAUGAGCUAACUUUUCAAGCUAUGGCUUAUGACCUUUUACCAAUUGAGAAUGAUGUUUACAAAUUUGAGCAAACAGCUGGUAAUGAUGUUCGUGAAAAAGACGUUUUGUUGGACGAAAAUGAUGAUCUUUGGGCUGAAUUAAGACAUCAGCAUAUUGCCGUAGUAUCUCAAAAUGUGACCAAAAAUUUGAAAAAGUUCAUUGAAAGCAAACGAAUGAGCACAUCGGAUAAAGCAAGCCUAAAAGAUUUAUCUCAAAUGAUCAAAAAGAUGCCUCAAUAUCAAAAAGAAUUGAGCAAAUACUCGACCCAUUUACAUUUGGCUGAAGAUUGCAUGAAAGCAUAUCAAGGCUAUGUUGACAAAUUAUGCAAAGUUGAACAAGAUCUUGCUAUGGGUACCGAUGCUGAGGGAGAAAAAAUCAAGGACCCAAUGAGGAAUAUUGUACCCAUUCUCCUUGAUGUUGGAGUUGGAAUUUUCGAUAAAAUUCGCAUAAUCCUUCUGUAUAUUCUUUCCAAGAAUGGAAUUUCUGAAGAAAAUUUAACAAAAUUGAUUCAACACGCGCAGAUUCCGCCUGCAGAUAAGUGCAUCAUUACCAAUCUGGCACAUUUUGGCCUAUCCAUAAUUUCAGAUGGCGGUCGUAAAAAAAUGUACCAAAUUCAGCGCAAAGAACGCAUCAAUGAGCAAACUUAUCAAAUGUCUCGUUGGACACCAGUAUUGAAAGAUCUCUGCGAAGAUGCAAUCGAAGAAAAACUUGAUCAAAAACACUUUCCUUUCUUGAGCGCUCGAGUCGCAACUGGGUUUGGUCGACCCACUCCUACUAGUGUUCGUUACGGAAACUGGCAUAAAGACAAAAAUGCCCUGAAUGUCAAAAAUGUACCCCGACUGAUUGUCUUUAUUAUUGGUGGAUUAACCUAUUCUGAGAUGAGAGUUGCUUACGAAUUAACAAGGGAUAUAAAAACGUGGGAAGUUAUUGUUGGUUCUGAUCACAUUCUGACUCCUGAAGGUUUCCUCUCAGAUUUACGAGAUCUUUCCAGUUGAUCAUCUCCUUGUGGACGUGAUGAAUGAGCAUAAGUGCAAUCGAAAGUUUUCAGCUUGUUUUUAUUUAAUUUGCUGGAUUUUAAUUUAAACAUCAAUGAAGUGAAAACUCGGAGCAACAUUUUCUCAAUGCUUACUAUUACAUUAAUAUAAGUGUUAUACUUUGCUCGACGAGAUCUUAUUGUUAUCUUGAAACAAGCGACAACCAACUUAAGUUUCUCAAUCUCUCUGUUGCCCCGCUGUUAAUAAUCUCAUUCCAUGGCUAACAUUAGAAAAUCUCUUGUUUCAAAAUUUCGAGUGUGCUUUAUUGCUUUUGAGUGAUCAAAAAUUUCUUCCCGCAUAGCAAAUGAAAAAUAUCUAACUAACGAAAAUCAAUUAUCAUUCCAAUAAUUUUCUUGCUUGGUGACAUUCUUCCAGAAUUUUUUCAAUUGUGUACCUUUAAUCAAACCAUUCCUCUCCCAGCUUCUCCACAACAGUUAACUUCACUCACUGUUUUUGUAAUUGUUCAACUUAACAUUGUAUUUUUGGUUCUUUCUUUUCUUCAUUUGCUUGCGUUUUAAAUUAACAUUUGUCACCUUUGGUUAAGAAAUUUAAUAUUACGUUAGUCCAGUUGCCAGAAGGAAUUGGAGUUGUUUUGCACUGAAAAUAAUCAGCUAUCACCAAAGCCCAAAGCGAUAUCACAAACCACAAACAUCUCCAUUAACAUCUUGUUCAUCUUCGUCAUUCUUUCAUCAUCACAAUCAUCUCUUUGAGAGAUUCAAAUAACUUAAAGCUAGUCAACAUUGGAUCACAUAGACAAACAGUAAAACUUACAGCUCUGAAAGUUUGGUUUGUUAAUUGCUUACUGUUCACUUCUGGAUUGCUAAUUAUAAUUGUAAAUUAACUCCCAUAUCAUUUUGAAUCAACAGUGAGUAGGAUUUUUAAGUUAAUCUAAUCACACUCUAAAAUUUCAUUUUGUUUAAAAAUUUGAUUGUUAUAGAAAUUUUACCCAUUUUAAAAUGAUCAGCAAUGAUUGAUAAUUUUCUUCAAUUUUAAGAUAACUUCGUACUUUAUUCUGUUUUGGUUGUCUGUGAACUUUAAGAUGAUUUACAACUCAAACCGAAGACUGUACAUAAAUUUAAUCACUAUUAAAAGUUAAAUUAUGAAUAUUAUAAA
Molecule: messenger RNA, 3061 nt
Organism: Tetranychus urticae (two-spotted spider mite)
Lineage: Eukaryota; Metazoa; Arthropoda; Arachnida; Trombidiformes; Tetranychidae
Source: RefSeq, a predicted model, not a curated record